Molecule: messenger RNA, 873 nt
Organism: Monascus purpureus
Lineage: Eukaryota; Fungi; Ascomycota; Eurotiomycetes; Eurotiales; Aspergillaceae
Source: the annotation of a GenBank genome assembly
AUGACACCCACGUCGCUGCAGUCAAUUUACAAGCUGAAUUCGGGAUACGAGAUCCCCGUGGUUGGAUACGGAGUUUAUCAAACGUCAGUUUUCAAAAUACGCAACUUAGAAGGUCCUGCCGAGAUCACGGAGAAGUCGAUUCUCAAAGCAUUUGAAGUCGGAUACCGUCAUGUUGACUCCGCAAGAGCCUAUCAUAAUGAAGCAGAGAGCGGCGCCGCAAUACGGUCGUCUGGUCUCAAGCGAUCUGACAUCUUCUAUACGACCAAGAUCCCCGUGAAGGAAAUGGGAUACGAGAAAGCCAAAGCGUCAAUCGAGUACAGCCUAGAGCAAGCUAACCUGGAUUAUAUUGACCUCAUAUUGAUUCAUGCCCCGUACGGCGGACGAGAAGCUCGUGAAGGCACCUGGCGCGCGCUCGUGGAAGCGCAGAAAGCCGGAAAGGUCCGCUCGAUCGGAGUCUCCAAUUACGGGGUCCAUCAUCUCGACGAACUGGAGGACUACAACAAGACCAUCGGCGGUAAAAUCGAUGUUGGCCAGUAUGAGCUGCAUCCGUGGCUUCCGCGUCCGGAUAUUGUCGACUGGCUCAGCAAGAGGAACAUUGUCAUUGAGGCGUAUUCUCCUGUCGUUCGUGCGAAGAAAAUGGACGAUCCCAAAUUGCAGAGUCUGUCGAAGAAGCACGAUAAGACUCCUGCUCAGAUCCUUCUCAGAUGGAGCUUGCAAAAGGGAUUCGUUCCGCUUCCGAAGUCGGUGACGCCUGAACGGAUCGAGGAAAAUGCCGACAUAUUCGAUUUCGAGUUGACAGAUGAAGACAUGGAAUUACUGAACCUGGGAGUAUAUGAGAAUGUCUGCUGGGAUCCCACGGUUAGCCAUGACUAG